AUGAAUCAUAACGUUCAGAUAUUUGUUCACGUCAUCUUCUUCUUGUACCAAUCGCAAGAGCUUGGUGCCAAUCUUCUGUUAAUUAACGAUCCCGCAUAUGUCCAUUAUACACCUUAUAGAAUUGUUUCAGCAGAUACUCGCGUAAAACGAGACAAAUCUUCACCGUUAUCUCUCGAAAAUAAUCAAUGUGAUCAAUAUAUUUAUACAAAACUUUACAGUUGUUCGCAAUUAACCGGUUGCACAGCAUUAGCAACAUGCCUUCAAUCGAUCCAUUGUUCAAUUAGUAACAAAUCGUACGGAAGUUUAAUUCUGAAUCUACUCCAUUUACUUGGACUAAAUAAUUGUCAACAUAAUGAUCUCGGUACAUCAUGUUCGCAUACGAAACAAGUGAUCAUCUUACAUAAUCUAUUGACACAUUGGACUGCACAGAAGACGAGCAACUAUAUUGAUCAUCAAGUACAAAAUAAUGAAGAUAUCAAUCAAUAUUGCCAAACGAUAUCGAGUUUCAUAAGUGAAGUGAAAAAUGAAAUUCGCGAGCAAUGCUCAUUGUACACAAGACAAGUCGAUGCAUUUGUGGAGAACUAUUUUUGUUCAUCAAAUCAUGUGGAAAUACCAUCAGUGAGGAACACACCUGACUUAGUACAUUCGUCAGAUUGGUCGAAGCUGGAUGAAACUUUACGAAAGCUGCCAAUGACUCAAUCGAAAAUGGUUUACUUUGACGAAGACAAUGAUUUGAAUUUUUUCAAUCCAAAUCAAAAGCUCUUCAAUACAACUGAACAAACUGUUUAUGUUAACGAUCACCGGUACUACAACGUGUCAUAUAUUAUUCUGAAAUCAGGAGGAAUACCAUUGUAUUUUGUCAACGAUAGUGACCAAUUUACACGUGUUCAAGAACUUGCUGAUCAACAUCGAACAGCCUUUGGCAUCAAUUUAAAAUUUAAUUUCCCAUUUUAUGGACAUGAAAUUAACAAAAUAAUGAUUGGAACAGGAGGUUUUAUCUAUACAGGCGAUUUGUUACAUUCAGCAUUGAUUGGCAGCACACAAUACGUUGCACCAUUUAUGGCAAACUUUGAUCCAUCUAUUGGUGGAAAUCAAUCCGAAAUCAAAUACUAUGACAAUAGCACACAUUUCAUAUGUACAUGGAACAAUCUUUACCUUCGAGACCAACCAAAUAUCGGGUCAUUUUCCUUUCAAGCAGUUUUACAAGACACCGGACACAUCUAUUUUAAUUAUAUACAAAUUCCGUCGAUGAAAAUCUCUGUUGAAAAUCAUCCUCAUCACAUUGGUCUUUCUGAUGCGUAUAUAACUGAACGGACAACAAACGAACAUAACAUGCGCGUGAUAACACUUUAUGAUAAGCUAAAUUUGGAACAUGGGAAAAUCCAAUCUGGACUUUCGGUCAUGUUUACCAUGGAUAAAACGUGCAAUACUUUCACUGAUUGCGUAACGUGUCUUGCUAAUCGAGGCAAACGUUACAAUUGUUCAUGGUGCGAUACUAUUCAGAAAUGUUCAGAUGGUUAUGAUCGUUCUCGGCAUCAAUGGAUUCAGGGUCAAUGUCACUACUUAGCUUUAGAAAAUUCGUGCCCAAGCAACACUGAAGACCCGUUCUUUGAUACAUUUAUUACACAGAUCCCAUUUGUUCAGCAGGAUGACACUACUGUCCUUCCACAACAUUCAACAUUAUCAACAAUUCGUACAAUCGUUGUAACAUUGUUAUUAACUGUUUUAAUUCUCUCUUUAAUUGUGUUUGUUGGCACUUAUGUCUACGCUUACCGACAUCCAACGUCACCACCGGGUAUAUGGUUGCUCGAACAUCGUCCAACGACGUAUAUCGCUCGUUUUAAACGAUCAAGUGGAAUGAAUAACGACUCGUCAUAA
This is a messenger RNA of Adineta ricciae, 1878 nucleotides long. The record is from the annotation of a GenBank genome assembly. Lineage: Eukaryota; Metazoa; Rotifera; Eurotatoria; Adinetida; Adinetidae.